GCCGAUUGGAUCCCUGACUGUGACACCAAACUCUUUGAGGAGUUCACCAGGGAGGCACUUGAACUGCUCUCCUUCCAACCAGAGGAUGAGUUGCUGCUGGCACCCUUGAGAGAGGACUUCGAUGCUGAACUGGUCCCUUUCUUUGACAAGGCCAUUGACUGGCGCUUGCUCGAAGCGGUGCGGGCAUGUCGGUGGCCACAGCCUCGCAAGUUGGGGAAGAUUUGUGUGGCAGAAGGAAUAGGGGAGACGCGACAAAGAUCUUGUUAUCCUUUCUGUUGGCCUUCUGUUGGAUUCUUCAGUCUCUCGAGCGAUCGCUUGAUGGAGGGCUUUUCGCAUUUGCCAGAGAUCCGCACGGCAAAGCCGCAUUUGCCGCAAGUUGAUGUCGAAGGAGAACCUGACGAACCUCCACCGCCACUUCCGUUUCCUGUACAGGGACACUGGGAAGGAGAGAAUUCCUCGGAGUGCCGAGGGUCGAAAAGGUCAAAAUUUAAGUCUCUUAUGGACGCGCUGCUGCAAGAACACUUCAACGAGGUGAAUGUCCUGCAAAAAAGCGUUGAUGCUUUGCAAAAGGGACUAAGAGAGAUGGAAGGUGAGGUGGUGCACUUGCGUUCGCAGAAUGAUAUGAUUAAGCUCCAGGUGAACGUGAACGAGGCUGAAAGAAAACCAAAGCUCUCGGAUUGUAGUUACAGCGAGAUCAGGCGAGAGCAGCACAAGGCGAUGAAAGAGUUUCAUGCAAGUUCCAUCCUGGAGGUAAUCGAGAAGGAAGACGAAGCAACAAAAAUAGAGAAUCGGUUUCAGACCGAUAUCCAGAAAUUUCUCAAAGCGAAGACCCAGUAUGUUACAAGCGCCAGUGCGGAGUUCGAGAAUGGCGAGAUGCCAUUGGGGAGAAGACAGAGAUUUUCACUCUGGCUGCAAUCAAACCAAUACGAAAUCCUGAUCGCGUUUGUUCUUUGCAUCAACGUUCUAUGGAUGGCCCUUGAACUCCAAGUUUCUGGACAAGAGGUAGGUGCGGAGAUUGGUGUCUACAGGAACAAUGUGCAGAAUGAAAUGGAUUCCUGGUACAAGGCUUUUGUGGCUGGCGAUAUGGUCUUCACAGCCUUCUUUUGCAUGGAUGUCAUUGUGCGAAUUUUGGUGAUUAGGUGGGAUUUCUUUAAGAUCUGGAUGAAUUACUUGGAUGUGGCUGUGAGUGUGGCUUCUUUGUUGGAAAUUGCCGUCUUCUACACAUUGACUUUGCCAAUCCAUCCAAUGCUUUUCCGACUCUUGCGAAUCGGAAAAUUGAUCCGCGCGGUUCGAAUGGUCCACAUGACCAGCAUGCUAGCGUCGCUACAACUCUUGGUCAAGUGCAUCUCUGCGAGCAUAAACAUGCUCUUUUGGAGCUUUUGCCUGUUGGCCUUCUUCCAAUGUGUGGCAGGGCUGAUCAUCAGCACCUUGUGUCAUGAUUUCAUUCGAGAUCCUGACCAAGAUCCCCAGACGAAGGUGGACGUGUUCCUGUACUUUGGGACGUUUACGAGAACUUUCCUCACCAUGUUCGAAAUCUUGUUUGCGAACUGGGGGCCUUCGUGCCGCAUUCUGGUGGAAUCGAUCAGUGAAUGGUUUAGCCUGUUCUUCCUUGUGUACAGAUGUAUUCUUGGCUUUGCGGUUCUGAACGUGGUGAAUGCCGUUUUCGUCCAGCAGACGAUGAAGACGGCCAGUUCCGACGAAGAAUUAGCUUUCAAGCAGAAAGAGAAGGACAUUGCGCAGUACAUGCGGAAGGUGAAACGACUCUUUCAAACGAUGGAUGCAUCGGGUGACGGAUCGAUCAACCUCGAUGAAUUUUCAAAGCUUGUGAAAUCGCCCAAAUUGAAGUUUUGGAUGAGCCAAUUGGAGCUGGAAUACCACGACUUGCUGAGUUUGUUUGAGUUUUUGGAUAAUGGAGAUGGUGAAAUCACGCUCAUGGAGUUUGUGGAGGGGGCUGCGCGAUUGAGGGGUAGCGCAAAGGCUUUGGAUAUUUGGCGCUUGGAGACCAAGCUGGAGGUGCUUUUCGAAGAAGUCUUCAAGGCACUGUUGCUGGGGACCUCCACCCCAGGAGUGGUAAGUCCGAUGGCGUCGCAAAGCGUGCAGGACAUCUUUGACAAUUCCCCGUACAAGCACAUCAAGGCGGCGACAUCCCCCAGAAGCAAUCGUAGAUGA
This is a messenger RNA of Cladocopium goreaui, 2169 nucleotides long. Lineage: Eukaryota; Dinophyceae; Suessiales; Symbiodiniaceae. The record is from the annotation of a GenBank genome assembly.